Molecule: messenger RNA, 1161 nt
Organism: Penicillium diatomitis
Lineage: Eukaryota; Fungi; Ascomycota; Eurotiomycetes; Eurotiales; Aspergillaceae
Exons: 5
Coding region: 1-1161 (386 amino acids)
Source: RefSeq, a predicted model, not a curated record
AUGUCCACCAAACCCAUCUUUGUGGCCACGCACCCGCGUGCUUGCUCGACCGCAUUCGAACGAGUGUUCAUGACCCAACGCGACACUAUUCAGUGUGUUCAUGAGCCGUUCGGCGAUGCCUUUUACUUCGGUCCCGAGCGUCUCUCCGAUCGAUUCGAAGAUGAUCAGCAGGCUCGCAUCGACAGCGGAUUCAGCGAGUCCACAUAUGCCACCAUCAUGGAGAGACUGGAAAAGGAGCAAUCCGAGCUGGGCGAGGCCUCUGUCAUGAGCUACGUCAUGUCAUGUCCAAUUUCACCCCGUCGCGGUGUCGGCACCGAGACCAAGGGCACUGGCCACGGCCACGAGCUGGCCGAGGGUGUGAAUGGUUCCACAAAUGGCACCACCCACACCAACGGCGACACUGCGGCGCCGACAAAUGGUGUUGUCAAUGGAGACUCAAAAUCUGUCGACAACACCAAUGGCCAUACCACCAAUGGCACUACCAACGGCACAUCGCACCGGCCCUAUCCCUACGACACACCUGUCGAGCCGGGCAACCCCACGGUCAUGCCGCGUGAGAUACAGGAACGCUUCCACUUUGCCUUCCUGAUCCGAGACCCGCACUUCAGCGUGCCCUCGUACUAUCGAUGCACCAUCCCGCCUCUAGACGAUGUCACGGGCUUCCACAACUACGAUCCCCAGGAGGCCGGAUACAGUGAACUCCGACGACACUUUGACUACCUCGUGCGCGAGGGCCUCGUCGGCCCCCGCGUGGCUACUCGGCCCGAUCUCACGGUUGAGCAUUGCGGAGCCAAGGAAACCGUUCACGAGAUCUGUCUGAUUGAUGCGGAUGAUAUGCUCGACGCUCCGGCGGCCACUAUCGAGGCAUUCUGCAACAGUGUUGGCAUCCCGUACGACCCGUCGCUGUUGACCUGGGAUACCCCGGAGGACUAUGAAUUUGCAUGCCAUUGCUUCGAAAAGUGGCGUGGAUUCCACAAUGACGCAAUCGAAUCUAAGGCUCUGGUUGCGAGAACUCAUAAAAAAGCUCCCAAGACCGAGGACGAGUUCGACGCCGAAUGGACUAAGAAAUACGGCCCCGAGGCCGCAGCACUCAUCCGCAAGGCCGUCGACGAGAACAUGGAAGACUAUUUGUACCUGAAGCAAUUUGCCGUCAAGGUCUGA